CGCCGCCCCGUGGCGGCAAAAAUCUGUCGCGUGACAGUCGAUGCACCAAGUGUAGCGUGCAUGUAAAGUAACUAACACUGACAACAAAAUACGCGUUAACGUUGCACAUGAACGCUCGUUUAAUACUGUCCAAUAGCGGACAGCCGUAAAAUCUCCCUCGCUAUUGUGGGGGGGAUAUUGCGUCGUGACGUCGCACGACCGGUAGCGCGGUGACGUCACGCGCCGCGCUCUCGGGCGGUGUGACGGAAGGCGAAGCCGCAGUAAAGGACGUCAUCACGUCGUUUACGCGAUGACGUCGCGUGCCGGCGCUGUGCAAAUGACGCAAUUACGUAUCGAGGCGCGGGCCGGCGUCUUCCGUCCCGCCCUUGCGUGGUGACGUCACGGCCCUGUGUUUACGAGGUGACGUCACGGCCCAUCGUUCUUCAGUGCUCUCUGCGUCGCGACCUGGACCCAGCGGCUCCCUCCCCGUCUCCAGUCUGUUGACCGAGUGGCGCAUGACGGGACCUUUUUAACGGACAGCAGCGCACGCGGGGGAGUGGAUAAGGUCGCGUCACAGUUGGACCUUGCUCCUCACGCACUCGCGGGCAGCUCGACAGGUGCUACGGCGGCGCAGCUCGGGGGCACAGCAGCAGUGGUGGCACAACUCUGAAGCAGGACCGCCGCAGCUAUGUUACAGGCCUGUUGGUGCACGGGCGUCAACAUGAGCUGCGAGCAUGGGCGCAGCCUGGUGGACAUCAUACGGGAGAAGUACAACCCCGACAACUACCCAGUGCGGCGCAUCAUCCUCAACACCCCGCCGCAGAUAACGCCACGUGAUUAUCUCAACGUGCCUCCCAUCCUGGUGCUCAACAUGUGCGACAUCGCAGCUGCCGGUGACGAGUCACAAAUAUUGGAGCUGUGCAGUCACGUGACCGAGCUCGACCUAUCGCACAACAGCUUCAAGGACUGGGAAGAGAUCGGCAAAAUUGUUGGGCAGAUGCCGAGGAUGCAGUUUCUCAACCUGAGCGCCAACCCUUUGGGGACGUGCCCCUCACCACCCAGCCUGCGCCUGCCAUCCCUGCGCAAGCUGGUACUCAACAACACCAAGACGUCCUGGGAAACGGUUCACACCCUCUUGAGAAAUAUGCCACAGCUGGAGGAGUUGUUCCUGUGCCUCAACGACUAUACAACGGUGGUGGUGUCGCCUGACGUCUACCACAACAUGAAGCUGCUGCACAUCACCGACAACCAGCUCCGCGAGUGGCAGGAUGUGCUCAUGCUGGGCCUCAUCUUCCCAUCUCUGGAGACCAUGGUUCUGUCCAACAACCGUGUGGGCAGCCUGAGCUCUGAGCCGGCAGAGCUCACGCAAGCCUUCACCAACCUGAAGCACCUCAACCUGCACAACUGGGGCCUGUCAGACUGGUCCGACGUGGAGAAGCUGAAUCACUUUCCGUCGCUGGAAGAGCUGCGUCUCCUGGGCAUCCCCCUACUGUCCGAGUAUAAUGAUGAGCAGAGGCGCAAACUCACCGUCGCCAGGCUCCCCGCGGUGCAGGUGCUCAACGGAAGCUGGGUGAGCGAUAGCGAGCGGGAAGACGCCGAGAGGUUCUUCAUCCGGUACUACAUGGACUUCCCCACCAAUCAGCAGCCUCCCCGGCUGGCGGAGCUCCAGGAGCGGCACGGGCAGCUGGAGCCGCUGGCCGAAGUGGACCUGACGCCGAAAGAUGUCGCGCAAGUGCAGGUACAUUUCGACGGCUGCUGCAGGGCACUGGCGAUCCGUCUGGACCAGACGGUGGCGCAGCUGAAGCGGGAGCUGCGCGAGGCGCUGGAGUCACGGGAGGGCACGUGCCGCAUCCGCAUCUUCCACGUGGCCGAGAACAUGGGCGCCCAAAUUGUCGAAGAGAUGCGCUUUCCGCGACGCAACGUGCACACGUACGGCGUGCGGGACGGCGACGAGAUCCACGUCAUGCGCAAGUGACGCGCCGCCCCUCGCUCCCUUGCCCUCCCUCGCGCCAGCCUUUUUACGACUGGCACGCCAGUUUGGCAUGAGUGCCACAGCGCAGUGGGGAAAUAAUUUAAAAUUAAAGGUGAAAAAUGAGUGUAUUUGCAUUUUAAUUGGAAGAACCAAAGUGGAAGGUGAGGGCAGUCUUACAGCUUAAAAGUGACAUUUAAUUUCAAUCUGAAUGCACCAUAUGUAUAGUAUAUAUUUAACUAUGCAGGUAAAUUAGGUGCCAUAACCUGUCGACAAUUAUUGACGUUAAAAGCACGUGAUAAAGUUUUGAAAAUUUUGGUUUUAAAUUUGAAUGCUUUAAAAACACUUAAUAUUUCAUCAUCUGUUGCCCAGAAUAAAUGUAUUUCACUAUGGUGCCCGAUUGUUUUAGACAAAUGGAAUGUUCAAACUAAAUGUAUAAAAAAAAGUAUCCAAACAUUUGGUGGUAGUGUCACGAAUACUGUACAUUUAAAAAUUAAAUCAUCGAGAUAAUUACUUUCAGUACAGGUCUGUUAAACCAACUGCACAUGUCCCCAAAUUCUUUUUACAAAAGGCCGUAGAAAUAGCCUCCAGGUUACGUAUUAGAAUACACACUUGUACCAGACUCUUAAGCUGUAAGUAAAGAGGAAACGUUUUGCACAAAGUCCCAGAAUUCAGCACUUGUGCCUACCCUGGGUCUGUCUGAUGACACCGGGGGCCCUGCAGGAACGGUGGUGCCAGGCAACCAGGUGCACACGCGUACAGAUUGUGCCUGGCAACCAGGUGCACGCGUGUACAGAUGGUGCCCCACGUCUACGGUACACAUACCGGCACUUGCUAUCAGGCUGUGUGCUCCGCGAGUCAGGGAGCUUGGUGGGUACACGAAAGAAGCAGUCAACAUGAUGUCAUGCCCAGGGUCAAUCAAUGUGGGACUCUGAAUAGCAGGGGGGUGCGUGCAAGUGGGAAAAAAUAUAUAUAUCUAUUUGUGGAUCGAGGUAUUUGUAUAUAGGCAAUGAUAGCAUGGUUAUCGUUAGAUGACAAACUAGGGUUUACUGCAUUGCAAAUCAACAGGUUAGGAGUAAAGUCAUUAGGAAGAGUAAGAACAAAGAGUUGUUUUAAUGGAUUCACGUUAAAUGAGGGCUCAAUUAGUGGGUUGUAAUGACUGGUUAGCUAGGAUGAGUUAUUUAAUGCUUCUCCUCCCCUCGAUUCGAUGAACCGUCACUAUUUGCAUUGUGGCGAUUGUAGCACCUCAAAUUUUUGCAGGGGUCAUGUAAACCAACUACAUACAAUGCGUAGCAAUACAACGUAAUGCAUGUAUCAUGAGAAUAAUCUUUAAUUGAGGAAUAAUGACAUGCCUUAGUAGGGUAGUGUAAAAGUAGGUUAGAAAAUCAGGUGUUAGGAAUAAUCUCAACUUCAUAUCAAGAUAUUCGCGGGUGUUAAGGUUGGUUCGGGGUAAAUGAAAUAGGGGUGGAGAGUAGAAUUGAACGAGUUAAAGUUUGAUCAGAGUGUGUCUUCGCAUGGCAGGGACAAAAGGCCCGAGUUCAGCUGGGGCCGAGCUCAGCUGGGGCCGAGCUCAGACCUCGAAGCCAGAGGCCGUGCCACUUUACGAGCAUUCACAACCAGCCGGCCAGGUCCCCCCCUCGCGGCUUGCAUCUUUCCAAUUGGUGCAAGCUAAUUGGAAAGAUGUAUAUGAAUGUAAAAAAAGUUAUGUAUAGUGUUGCACUUAAUCUUCUGCCCAUGUAUUAUUGUGUAAUUUAAUAAUGCAGUGAAUGAAGGAUGUAGUUUUCCAGGCUUUUAUUUGAUUAUUUUAUUUUUGUUUAUCUGGGCUAGGUUAAUUGCAUUGCCACGUCAGCUAAUGCAGGUGUCUUGGUACAUCUGUGAACACGACUAUAGUCUGGUUUUUGAGAACUUUUAGCAUUUCCACCAAUCUCCACCAGGCAUCCAUGUAUAUAUGCAGGUGUAUGUAACAUAGCUUACAGCUGUGGUGUCUGCAUUGUGGAAAUGUGUUUCAGAGCAGACACCAACCCCAGAAUGGCAAUUUUACAAAAACCCUGACAAGUAAACUUUUUAUUUUCCCCAAUUGUUUAAACAGAGGCGUUAAAACAGCGAUAACCAACAGUGGCUCGCCAAAUCACCAUAUGACUUCAUGUUACUCAAUUUUAUUUAUCAGUUAAAAAAAUAUAUGGAAAUGAAGAUUUUUCUUGAGUCUUGUGGUACCAUCCACCACACAUUUUCUAUUUGACACCAGACGUGUAUUACGCAGCUAUAUGCAAAAGCAACAAAAAAAAAUCGUGGCAAUUCUCUCUCUUGCAUGGCCACACGAGGCCUCGGAUAUGUAAAGAGCGUGGCGGACCGUUCUUCCCAGACCUCACGCCAGCGCCCGUGAGUCCACAUGGGAUUGUAUUGAGGCAGUUGCUUCACGAUGCUCCUCUAAACCCUGUGUGUUCGGGGCACUGCCAGUGUUGUCUGUUUUUAUGCCGAAAACGUCCUCGGAUCAUGACACCGUCUCAUUUGUCCAAGUUGGUUGGUUCGGGGUUUGACAGCAACGCUCAAACAAAUGGCAUCAUCUCACAGCCUUCUUCCUCACACAUGGCAUGUGCACGUUUGUCAACAAAACGAAGUGCAGUUUUACAUGAUAGAUGCCAAAGUGGUAUUACUCAAUUAAGAAAAAGUAAUUUUCUCCCGUUGCUGCCCCGAAAUGAAUCUUUUAGAAAUGCACAGAUCAUUAACAUCCAUCUGUAAAUACCUACAGGUGCCAUCCAUGCCGAUAAUGCACCUACAUUAGAUUUAUACCGCCAAUGCUAAAAUGCGUGUUGUUUACUACUUGUGUAUUCAUUGUAAGUUUGAUAUAUUCUUUGUUUGCCAAGUGACUUAUGUGUAUAAGUGUCAUAACAGCAUGGUUAAUAUCUUGUGUGGACAGAUGAACCGUUUGCUUCAAAAACUCACCGCUUUUGUGGGGAUUGAGGCUGGAGCGGCAGAUGUACAAUUUCUAAACCGUUUUCCUGCUCUCCAGCAAUACAUCCAGGGUGGUGGUUCUUCUACUUUUGUUCAUCCCUUGUAGAAUUGUAAAAUAAAAGCACCAUCAGUUAUGUGACGAGGGAUUGGAUAAUGGCCGUGCUCAUUUCAUAGAAACAAGCAUUUCCAUGUUCUAAAUUACUUUUAUUGGUUAUUGGAAUGUUAAAUCAUUUUGUACUUUAUACGUCUGUCGACCAUAUUUUGUGUUUUCUUUGCAAAUAAACGGCGACAUAUUU
This is a messenger RNA of Petromyzon marinus (sea lamprey), 5196 nucleotides long. It is a transcript of the gene TBCEL, whose product is annotated as tubulin folding cofactor E like. Lineage: Eukaryota; Metazoa; Chordata; Hyperoartia; Petromyzontiformes; Petromyzontidae. The record is from RefSeq and is a predicted model, not a curated record.